GAAAGGUAUCUGACCUGGCCCCGGUUCUUCAAUGGAUCUGCCCCCAGAGAAGCAGCGAGGAAAGUACACUGCUUGGACCUGAUAAGAUUAUCACCUAUUCAAUGUUCCAACUAAAAAACAAAAAUAUGAAAUUGAAGCUAACAACUCUCCAAAUCCAAAGUUAGGCUUUGGAAUAAGAUUUAUAAUCAUUUCUCACUUGUUCGUCUCUCUCUCUCUGGUACCUACAUGGUCUUGAUUUCUAAUGAGAACUUCACUUUCCAUCUUUUGUUUCUGUCCAGUAUUUGAAAGCAAGUUAAAGAAGAAGCCGAGCAAGGGAAAAGCUAAAUCAUCACUUCCUCAACAUCUAUGCCGUCGAUUUUCACUCGACGAGAUCAGAGUUGCCACAAAUAACUUUGACUCCCAUUUGGUUAUUGGUACAGGUGGCAGUGCAGUUGUAUACAAAGGGCUUUUCGAUGACGGGGCUUCGGUUUUCGCUGUCAAAUACUUCCUGCUCGGAUCCUCACGACAGAAAACACUUGAAGACUUUCGAAAUGAGAUGCAACUACUUUGCCAGCUGCGCCACCAACAUAUUCUUACUCUGAUUGGAUUCUGCGAUGAGGCCGAAGACGAAAAGGUCAUAGUGUUCAAUUAUAUGAGCAACGGAUCGCUCUUUGAUCAUCUCCACGGUACUCGCUAUGAUCCCCUCCCAUGGAAACAGAGGUUAGAGAUUUGCAUUGGGGCAGCUCGUGGACUACAUUGUCUUCAUGUAGGAGCAAAGCGUGCAGUCAUCCACCGUGACAUCAAGACCAAAAACAUUCUUUUGGAUGACCUAAAGGUUUCUAAGAUUGCGGAUUUCUCCUUGUCUAAGAUCGGCCCUUUUAGUUUAUCAAACGCUCCCAUCAGAAUACAGUUACCUCCUCUGGAUGAAAUUGAAUUGGAAACAAGUCGAACUAGGCUGUUUGGUACUUUGGGCUACGUCGCUCCUGAGCGUUUCAUUGAUACUACUCUUGUGACAGAGAAGUCAGACGUUUACUCAUUUGGGGUUGUUUUGCUUGAAGUACUUUGUGGUAGAAAAGCAAUAAAGUUUGAUGUGGAGGACCAUAAUCAUCGACAUAUAAUUUCUUGGGUCAAUGAACACCUAAAGAAUGGAAGUAUUUAUCAGAUGAUGGACCCAUAUUUGGAAGGGCAAAUAGCCCCGAGUUGCUUACAGAAAUUCCUGGACAUCGCAUUAAGUUGCGUCCAUGUUGGGGAACAUAAACGACCUGCUCUUGGGGAAGUGGAGGUGACAUUAGAGGUUGCCUUGGAGCUCCAAAAGAAAGCAGACUCCGAAGUGGAGUGGCAUGGAGAAGUUAUGUAUGAAGAAGUACUUUUCCCUGCAUCUGCCUUCAACAAUUUCGCUGAUUAUCAGACUGAUGUACUCUGGCCCCAUGGAAGUUCUUGUGUGGAGGAUGCAUUUAGCUGCAAAUCUGAGGAUACAUUUUCAGACAUUGAAGAUAAACAAUCUGGAUGUUUGGAGGGGUCAAAUUAA
Molecule: messenger RNA, 1507 nt
Organism: Gossypium arboreum
Lineage: Eukaryota; Viridiplantae; Streptophyta; Magnoliopsida; Malvales; Malvaceae
Product: receptor-like protein kinase FERONIA
Exons: 1
Coding region: 242-1507 (421 amino acids)
Biological process (GO): protein autophosphorylation
Cellular component (GO): plasma membrane; plasmodesma
Molecular function (GO): ATP binding; transmembrane receptor protein tyrosine kinase activity
Source: RefSeq, a predicted model, not a curated record